Molecule: messenger RNA, 9483 nt
Organism: Cherax quadricarinatus
Lineage: Eukaryota; Metazoa; Arthropoda; Malacostraca; Decapoda; Parastacidae
Source: RefSeq, a predicted model, not a curated record
AACCUUAAGACAAUUAUUCUGGAACGCCUCAUCAAGAAAUUAGGACCAAAUGCCUUUCCAUUCUUCUUUGAGCUUCCCCCACACUGCCCAGCAUCAGUUACACUGCAACCAGCACCUGGGGAUAUGGGCAAACCCUGUGGGGUGGAUUAUGAACUGAAGGCAUAUGUUGGGGACUCUGUGGAUGACAAACCCCAUAAAAGGAAUUCGGUGCGACUGGCAAUCCGGAAAGUGAUGUAUGCCCCCAUGAAGCAGGGAGACCAACCUAGUGUGGAGGUUAGCAAGGAGUUUAUGAUGUCCCCAAACAAACUACAUCUUGAAGCUUCUUUAGACAAAGAGUUAUAUUAUCAUGGAGAAACAGUAGCCGUUAAUGUCCAUAUACAGAAUAAUUCUAAUAAGAGCGUCAAGAAAAUUAAAGUAUCAGUUCGACAGUUUGCAGACAUCUGCCUAUUUUCAACAGCUCAGUAUAAAUGUACCGUGGCUGAAACAGAGAGCGAGGACGGGUGUCCUGUAUUGCCGGGCUUUACCCUCUCUAAAGUGCUGCACCUCACGCCCCUGCUUCUUAACAACAAGGACAAACGUGGUCUGGCUCUAGAUGGCCAACUGAAGCACGAGGACACCAACCUAGCGUCCUCAUCAAUUAUCACCGAUUCUUGUCAGAAAGAAAAUCUGGGUAUUAUAGUGCAGUACAAGGUGAAAGUGAAGCUCAUCCUUGGUCCACUUGUAGGUGACCUAGUAGCAGAACUUCCAUUUACGCUGAUGCACCCAAAACCAGAGGAAGAACCGGAAAGCAAUAAGACAACGGCACCAGCUACAUCAUCUCCAACGCAAGACUCUGAAUCAACUCCACCAGUGGAUGCAAAUCUCAUUGAGCUUGACACGAGUGCCUCCAAAGGCACAGCAAGUUUGGAGCUAAGUCUUCCUGUAGGAGUUGAUGGGUUCUUCAGGAUCCAGUCAUUGCUUGAUCCUGUCAAGGCCAAGUUGGAGCAGCUGGUAGACAGACUUAGGGCUGGUAGUGCCAGAACUGAGAACACACACACUCCAGUUAUAAAGAAUCCUCAUGCUCCUGGUAGCAUGCCACAUACAAGCAUCCCUUCCAGGCCCAACAUACCUGAAGCUGGUUGCAUGAUAGUAGAUUUAAUAAAUCUAAAUAAACAGGAAGAUGAUUUUAUUAGGGAUGGAACCACAUGCUAUGCUGACCAGGACGAUGAUAUUAUCUUUGAAGAUUUUGCUCGUCUCCGACUGAAAGGUGAAACCGAGGCAUAGCAUGGUUUAUUAUAUGCAGAUUUAUGAGUCUGUGAAUUGGAAUUAUUUGGAAUAAUACUGAAGAAACUAAUUGAAGAUAUAAUUAGAAAAGAAUAAUGCAGCAUUGACUGCAAAAGUGAGUAUAUUAAAUGUGUCAAUCCUGAAAAGCUGCCUCAACAUUUCUUAUUAGAGGGAUACACACUGCAAUCCACUGCUAUUCUGUAGGUAUCAAAAUUGUCAUUGCCUACAUGUGCUUCAUGUUUUAGCUUAAACCCUUUAAAAAUGAUACUGUGCUUUUUUUUUUUUUUUUUUUUUUUUUUAUUUGUUCACUUGCUGUAUAUGAAAUGUAUCCCUACAACAGGACAAUACUUUAUAGAUUUUAGUCUUUGUCCUAGAUUUUAGUGGCUUGAUCAAGAGCAUAAUCAAAGCUUGUAUAAGAGGUGUCAAUCAAUGCUUUGGAAAAAGUUAAUAAUUUUUUACAAUUGUGUAAGAGGAUUAGUCACGUCUUGAAGCUCUUGCUCUCUGGCAGUGAAGGUUUAUAAAAUUGAUUUUGUCCUAGGUGAUGAACAUACCACCACUUGGCUAGAUUUGAUAAGAAGUGCUACCUUUUUCCACUGAGGUACCUUUUUAAAAAAAUCCAUUGUAUAAUUUACACUGGUGGUGUCAAAUAUUUUGAAAGUUUUGUCUUUUUUUUCACAUUUGUGGCCAGUAUUUUCAAUAUGAAGUGCUAUUUCUAAGCAAAUAUUUAGAUUUUCAUGCCUCUGUAAAAAUUUUUCAUUGUCAUUUUGAGGUAUGUACUGUAUAAAGCUGCCAAAAUGUGUGAAAAACCUAUUAACAUUGUCAAAACUAACUCAAGGAAGGAAAACAAUCCCAGCACAUUUUGUCCCCAAAAUAACCGAUAUAUUGUGGGCAUGUUAUGGCUCGAGAGUGUGUGUGUGUGUGUGUGCAAGCUGUCCCUAUUAUAAGAGUCAAAAUACAAGACUUCAUUAAACAUCCAUGCCUUGGUAGCACAAGACUUAAUUCUGUACAUGUAACUAUGUAAUUCUAUAGCACAGACACCUCACUGGGUAAUGUGCCAGUCUUAUGAAUGUUGGCAUUCAAGAUAAGCAUCACAUGCCAGGGAGAAUGCUGGUGUGCAUUGUUUAUGCUAUAUUGGUUAUAUUCUGGCUAUUCCAGUCAUGAUCACUGCAAUGUUUAAUACUGUAUGUUUUAAUAUACUGUGCAAUUUGACCAUAUUUAAUGUAACAUGCAUGACUAAUUAAAGCACUAUUGUGUAUUGCUUGGAAAUGCUUUGAGUAAAUUGAAUUUGUGUUCUUUCCCCCUCUAAAAUUAUUGAGGUUGUGUUGAUAUUUCAGUCACAUGCCUUGGAUAAUGAAGGUAUUUGUUUAAUGCUUGUUUAGAGCUUACCAGUAAACAAAAUUGAGAAAUAUCAAAUUUAUUUUUUUUGCCAAUGAUUAGAGAUACAGUAAUUUAUUUGGUUACCUAGUCAGCCAAUAUAAAUUUGCAGUUAAUCUGCUGCAAUUAAGAAAGCUAUCUGUACCUCAGAUUGCUUACAUAUAUUUUUAAUGCUAAAACUUUAACUUAAAAUGCUCUAGGAGCUGGGUAUUCAAAGUUCCUUCUGUGUUUGUUAAUUACAUAUUUAAACAAGUCAUCUGACUUGCUGGGAAAGUUACCAUUUUUUUUUUAUGAAAAUAAAUGCCAGAGACGACAAUAGUGAAUUGACUAGCAGGGAUAAAGUAGAAGUCAGUAUGUUAUUUAGAAUUCAGCAUUUUCAUUUCUUUUGAAGCUAAUGUCUAUAAGAAGUAAAACAGUAGAAUUGCUGAAAGUUAUUUUUUUACCAUGUGGAAUUUCUGUUGUCAGAUAAAAAUGAUUCAACAUGUAAUAUUUAAGGCAUUUCGGUCAUUCAUGUAUUAGAUGUAGGAUUGUGCACAAAUUUAGGCCUAGCAUUUUUUAAGAACUUGUUGCUUAUAACAUUGGCCCUUGAAUUAUAACCACUAAUUUAUUUUUGUAAUUACAAUUUAUCUUAGAAAUCAUUUUGUAUAUAGGUUUGUAAACUUUUUCUUUCUCCCCCUUAAUUAAAUUAUUAAAAAGCACUAAACCACAAGGGCCCCCUAAUUAAAAGGAUGUGUUAAAAAUAUGAUAUCCGAUUAUUAUUAUUAUAAUCAAAAAAGAAGCGCUAUACAGUGCUGCAGGGCAGGAAGGAAGCGAGGGCAUCAGGUGGCAAAAGGGAGAUGGAUGAGUAAUAGGUUACGGAUAACAGCGGGGCAGUGGAUGGUGAAAGGGUAAAGGGCAGCAAGAGACUGAACUAGAAAGGGCUGAGGGGAGUGCAAAAAGUAUCAUCAGAGUUUGUGGAGUAAAUCAGUCAUUGUCAAGAAGUCAAUGAGAGAGUCAGGAUUAAAGGAGGGUCCAUCAGCAAGAAGGGAAGGUAGAGAGAGAGUAGUAGAACGAAGACGACGUUGGAAUCCGAAUAUUGACCCGUUGUAGCAGAGAAAAAGGGAAAAAUUUUAAUGUUAAAUUCUCCAAGCUCUUCCAUUUGUAUCAAGAGAAUAUGCAGCCUAUCCAGUCUUCAAGCUCUAUUAUUAUUUAUCAUCAUCAUGAGUAAGCAUGAACUUGUAGAGCUCAUGCAGCACCCCCUCAACUUCAAAGAAAUUUGAUUCUUAAAUUUUCUACUGCAGUUUGUUUGCAUUAGGUGAAUCAUAUUUGUUGUAACCUGCACAUUUACCUGUGGGUGUGCUCUUACAAAAGCUGAAUGCCAGUACUGGAUUCUCAACUCAUCCAUUUCAGUAUUUUUUUUUUUUUUUUGAGACUAGGUUCAGCAGAGUGAGUGACACUAUGUGAAGACAUUUAAGGUUCAAGCUUCAAGUCUUCUUGGUGGUUCCCCAUUUUCUGUUCAUACAUUAAUUCAUUUGUGUGUUAAUGUAUAGUACAAUUGGUUGAAUUUGGUUAUUAACCUAACUAGAGUAAUUAGUAAUUGUUCAAGCUUAAACAUAUACUAUAAAGACCAACAUUUGUUAAGUAGUCAGGUUGAAAUGCUUGGCAGUUAUCUUCUUGCUAUUAUACCAAGUUGAUAUUAAAGUAAAUAAAAAAAAAAAAAAACGGUGCAGUGCUGUUCAGAGACUUGUGACAAUGCUUCGGUCUGCCUUGGAUCAUUAACUAGUUGUCUUCUACGUGCAGGUUAUUUUUGACGUUAAAAUACCUUUCAGUAUUCCAGUAUUAAUACUGUUGAAAUAUUUAAAACCUAUUCCUUAAGUAUAUAAUAAAAAUGAGAAGAUAGCAUAACUAAUUUUGUUAUGGUCUUAAUUUUAGCUACAAUUUACACUCCUAGUGCUUAACUUUUUACUUUCUUGUACCCCUCUUGAUUUUGCAUUCCUUUUUCAUUUUGGUUUUCCAUUUUUUUUUUUUGUGUUAAUUAGCUCUAAUACACUGAGUUCUGAUUGUACUAGUCUGCAUAUCUACCAAGUUUAUAAAAUUAUUACACAGCUCAACAUGCAUGUCAGCCUCACCAUUUGUGGUUAUUUCUAACUUCCGAAGUGCGUUACAAGCUAUCUAGAAAUUACUUUUUUUGUCCUUUUAAUACAAAUUUUUGGUAAUGUUGUAUUUCUAGUAUAUAAAAUAUUUCUUUUGCUUGGUCCUUGGAUAUGCCAAUGUUCAAGGCAAUGAACAAGCAACUCAGCCACUUUGUUGGCUAUUCAUGAAUUACCAAUUUCCUACAAGGAGUCUACCUACCGACCUGGAGGAUACUACUUUUUCUGACUUUGUACUUUCUCAGCAACUCUGCAAUUAUUGGCAACAAUGUUGGUUCAAGUUAGAAUGCAGUUGUUAUUUAUCAAACCACAACUAGGAUUCUGGCAAUCUUCCCAACACUGUUGGGUUGGGAAACUUCACUCAUUUAUGAAUUAAACUACGAGGCUCACAUAGAUAAAAUGGAGAAACUAGCACCACUGUGUUGACUGCCAAAUUGCACUGUCAGUUCACCAGAUCUUAAUAGAUUGUCCUGUCUAUCAGCAGGCAUGCAGGAUUCGCUUCUGACAUCUACAAUGGCCUAACAUGCUCCAAUUAAUAUCUGACUUGAACAGGGGCUAACCUAUUGCACCACCUAUAAUUUCAUUUUUGCUCACUAACCCCUACCCUUGUACACCCUUACCCCUUGCACAUCCCUACCCAGUGCUGUGUGAAAUGUGGGGGUUUAGCUCUUAAUUUGAUUAUAAUGUAGUAGGUAGGUAAGGUUCGUCAGGAAACAGGACAAAUGUUUCCUGACGCGGGUCUUAGUCAGAUGAUGACCCGCCUUUGGAGCUUUUGGUCAUCUGACCGAGGCCUUCCGCUGGCUUACCGGUCCACCCCUUUAAAAAUUAUGGUCAUUUAUAACCAUGGUUAAUAUAUUAUAAUGUAUUAUUCAAAUUGACCUCGUUGCCGAAAGUCCUGUCUUUGGCGCAAACUCUCUUGCUUUCAAUGGAAAUUAAUCUGUUGCACCAGCCAUAUAAAUUUUACACACUUGCUCACUCCCACCUCUGCCCAUUGCCUCUACCAAUCUACAUUCAACUUCAUAGCUUUACAUGUCAGUGGUGCUCUGGGUCCCAUCUCAUUUAUAUAUGGGUAUAGAGCCAAUGACUUUCCAGCAAAGCUAGUGCAUUUUGCAUGACCAUUAUGUUACUGUAAUUGCUAAUUCCUAAUACCUUUCCAAAACUGUUGAAGGGCUACUUCACUUGCUAUUCAGAAAGUAUACUAUUUUUGCUGGGUCUCUGGCCAUGUGGUGUCUAGGACAAUGAAUUUACACACUUCAUUCUGCAGUCCAGGGAUACACCCUAUUCAGAUUUUUUUUUUGUGAGUGUUCGGGAUCGAUGGAAACGUCACUAGUCCAACUUAGAGGGCACGUUCUGGUUCUUGCAUUGGCUGUACAAGACUGACACAGCUAUCAUACGUGAGGCACACAGCAUCUGUCUGUACCAGGCUUAGUUGACUAAUACCUUUUGCUUAAUUGUACCAUUUAUCAGAGUUCAUAGGAUUCAUAGUCUAUCAGCACCUGGAUGCUUUUGCAUUGCCUGUUCUUUCAAAAAGCCCUACUUUCAGCAUAUAUGUGCACACAUUGAUUCAUUAAGCCCAAUUAACUUUCCUUGUUCGUUCAUAGGUUCACCUGUCACACUUCUUUCCAGUGUAAUUUCUUGAUACUAUGGUUAUAAUUAUAACCUUAAUUUUUACAGGGGUGUACCAGUAAGCCAGCGGAAGCCCUCGGUCACAUGACCGAAAGCUCCAGUUGUGGGUCAUUCAUCAUAUGACUAAGACUCGAGUCUGGAAACACUCUUGCUGUUUCCUGACUAAUCUUACUGAGCCUAAUUACUUCCCUUGGCAAAUGGCUCCCCAAAGCCUGUGGCAUUUUGUGACCCAUAUGAGUUACCUACACUUCGUGAAUAUAACUCACCUAUUUUGUGGUUUACCUGGUUCUGUAUACAACUUUUCCUGUAUAUUAUCCAGGGUGAAAAUUUAAUGUAGUCAAACAUUUCACUCAUAAGAGAGGCUUUAUAAAGUACACUGACUCCUGGUAUAACCAAAUAAGCAUUGUUCUUCCCAUCCUGUAACCACUACUCUGAAAUCUCCAUCCUUACCAGUUACUUCCUGUGCAUAUUUGGGGAGAGUUUUUCCCCAUCAGAAGGGCAUAUUCCUCUCGUCUUAAUUCACCUUCAUUCCACCUUUUAAUAUACUAAGUUCUUGUCAAACAUGUCAUGGGGUCCCAUACAACUAUUGCUGCUGCUUAAGGCCUUAGCCUGGUAUAGGUCUUGAAUGUCUUUCCCUUUCCCCCCACCCCACAGUGAAGGCAGGUUUCUUCCUGUAAUAACUGUUGUGGCAUGACCCAAAUGUUGGCGUUAUGCACGUACGUGAAAUUGAUCGCCAUUGCCAGACCAGUGCUUUCCAACCCAGAAUAACAUCUCAGCUUUGGUGGUCCCCACAAAGGUCACUAACAAUAGUGUAGUCUAAGCUUCUUAAUUCCUUUAUACAACACAUGCUUGUGUACUAAUUCUAUUGAAAUAUGCAUUAAUUCAUGUGCACACAUUACCCUUUCACACUUUUGUGCUGUAAUUAGUUUAUGUAUAGAUUAGUUUUACUGAGUUGCCUUAAUUGAAAUGAAUAUAUUCCCAGAUCUUUACAGAUAAACUGCAACCACUUUUCCCACUGCCUCCUUUUAUUACCAUCACCAUAAAUGGGAUUUAAUUUGGCUAGACAACUAGACCCACAAAUUUAGCAUAAACAAACCAAAUGUAAUCUGAAAUAUAAACCAAACCACAGCCCGAGUGCUGUUGUCCGGUAUUAAUGUCACAGUUGUCUUAAUCUGUAAAUUAUCUAGUAUUUCUAUGCUUUUCACUUCAUCACAUGGGCAUUUAUUUACCUACACCUUAAAAAGGUAGCCACAUACUAAAACUACCCUAAGCAAAGAAUCAGCUCUAGCCAUGAGCCAGGUUCAUGUUACUAAAUUACAUUGUGGUACACCGAGUAAACUUAAGAAAAUACUUUGACACAGCAAAAAGCUCAAUAUCCUUAUUUCUGUCAGGGUGUGCAGAGUUCCUUACCUUUCCUGAUUAUUAUUAUUAUUAUCAAGGGGAAGCGCUAAACCCGGAGGAUUAUACAGCGCCUGGGGGGGGGGAUGUGGAAGGCAUUCAGGCUUAAUUCGGGGAAUUGGAGCACAUCCAAUUUCCUAAAUCAAGAGCCCCUCACCAACAUCAAGGAACCUUCCUUGACGGGACAUUACCUUUCCUGAAAAACAGUAUGAAAAGAGCACUGGUGUUUGAGAAGUAUCAAACAUUUUAGGCAAUGGAGAAUGUUAACAAGAUUGUAGAACUUGGAUGCCAGUAUGACAGUACAUUACGUUCUUUUUUCCUUUGUUGUAAGUGUUCAUUUUUUUUAAGGACAUUAUGAAGUUUUCUAUAAAAUUGUGAAUGUUAUCACUACCAGCAUGUCAUUUUGUGUACAGAUGUUUCAAAUACAGAUGUGUAAAACAAGUAGGGUCAUUUUUCCAGCCACUGCACUCAAAUUUAUAGUGCUAAAAGAGGUCUUGUGUAAAUAGGUUUAAUGAAGUAAACCAAAGUGUUUUAGCGUAUGUCCAGCAAGGCUAAUUGCAGUUGUAGGUAGAUGUGUGAAUGAAGCUUAAUUUUAUGUAUGUAGACAUUUGUCUAAAUUUUUUUAUUGAAUUUUAUUUCAGAUGUGUGAUUGAAAGCUGUUAAAUUUUAUUUUAAAUCUUGUCGGCAAGGAAGCAUAAUGGUUAAUGUUCAAAAUACUGAAGACACUAAAUGUGCUACAGUAAUAGAAUGAAUCUUUGUAUUCAUGUGUACAAUUUGAAGUUAAUCCAAAAAAAAAGACUACUGGAGUGUCUUGCAAGUGAGUUAGAAAACUACAGAAGUUUAUAAUACAAAAUUUCUAUUCUACAUUCCUCUUGAGUACUGAGGUACUCUCCUGCUUGAAUCCAUCCAAAUCAGUAUAGGUCUAACAGGAGGUUUAGAGCAAUCACUUCAAUAGGUAACAAUUGUGCUACUUUUAUCUUUCCUAGUUUCACAAUAAAGAGUACUUAGGAUAACAUCCUAAUGUAGUAAUACCUAGUCAUUAAUAUAUCAAGACUAAUAUCCUGUACAGUACUCAAGCAUUUUAUUUACUAGGCAAGUUCAUGGGAGUGUGAAUACUCAAUAGUACCUAGAAUUUGCUUGCUCUUACACUCCUGUACUGUCAGGCUCAUUUUCAUGAGAAUUUAAGAUGUUACUUGUGACAAACAUCAAUAUAAUUUUAUUUACUAGCAUCCAAAUUUUGGUAUAUCAAGUUUAGUGCCUAUUAUUUGGUACAGUACUUAUUUUAUUUUGUAUAUCCCUUUGCUUGGUAAUAGUCUAAAUUACACUGUGAAAAAUGCACUGGAUGGGUAUAAUUGUAUGCUAGAAUGGGCAGUUUGGUCCGAAUAUAACUUGCUACUCAAAGCCCAUUCACAAAUAAUUUCAGUUUUCUUAAGUGAAAAGUCUUAGGCAUUGAAAAUAAGUAUUGUUCAAACUGUACUUGUAAAACAUUAGAACUCAAUUUUUAUGAAUACUGCAUUAUUUGGUCAUUACUACUUUGCACAGUUUUAAGUCAGUCUAGCCAAAAAAAACAAAAAAAAUUGUACAGUUUCAAUAGCAUUGGUCACAAAUGUCCAAAAUUUAUUAUAUGUCCUUUAAAGACAUUUUAUGUAUUUUCCUAUAUAUUUGUGUAUAAUGAAUAAAUGUAAGUGUCACA